Molecule: messenger RNA, 2513 nt
Organism: Arvicanthis niloticus (Nile rat)
Lineage: Eukaryota; Metazoa; Chordata; Mammalia; Rodentia; Muridae
Source: RefSeq, a predicted model, not a curated record
GUAGUGGAUAGGCUUUGGGUGUUCUGGCACGGCUAAUGCGGAAAGUCCGAUCUUUCUGGUCAGAGGAAGAAAUCUCUAGUUGGCUUCAGUCUCCACGGGAGGAAGCCUGAAGAAGAAUGGCCAGCUUCAAUUCUCAACACAUGGUCUGUGGGUCAGUGACAUUUAGGGAUGUGGCUGUUGACUUCUCUCAGGAGGAGUGGGCCUGCCUGGAUGCUACUCAGAAGAUCUUAUACAGGGACACGAUGUUGGAGACCUACAGCAACCUCGUCAGAGUGGUGGGAAGUUGCAUUUCCAAGCCAGAUCUGAUCACCUUACUAGAGCAGGAGAAAGAGCCCUGGAUGGCUGUGAAGGAAGAAACAGACAGGCUGAGCCCAGAUUUGGAGUCAUGUUAUGAAACUGAAAAUAGGUCUCCAGGAAAUCAAACUUAUGAGAUAAAUUUAUUCAACCAGAGAAUAAAGCAAUUCAGUAAAACUUUUGACCUCAAGGGUUGCAGUUUUACUAAUGGCCCCAACUGUUACACAUUCAAGGGACUACAGAGUUCUCAAGAAGGAGGUGCUGAUCAAAAGAUUACUGACAAGGAAGAAAUGCCUUCUUAUACCAGCCAGACUCUUGCUCACAAUAUAGAAAAAGUAUAUGAAUGUAAAGAGGGUGGGCAGUACCUUGGUUGUAGUUCAACUCUUACUCAGCAUCAGAGUAUUCACACUGGAGAGAAGCCCUAUGAAUGUAAGGACUGUGGGAAGGCCUUCAGACUCCACCAGCAGCUUACAAGACAUCAGAAGUCUCACAGUAGUGAGAAACCUUUCAAGUGUAAUGAAUGUGGAAAGGCUUUUCAUCUUCCUGACCUGCUUAAAUAUCAUAAAAUCAUUCAUACAGGGGAAAAACCUUUUGAAUGUGAAGAAUGUGGGAAGUCCUUCAAGCGUUUCUUCCACCUUGUUGAACAUAGGACUAUUCAUGCUGGUAUAAAACCCUAUGAAUGUAAUGAGUGUGGGAAAGCCUUUAAACGUCGCUCAUACCUUGUGCAACAUCAGAAAAUUCAUUCUGGUGAGAGACCCUUUCAGUGUAAGGACUGUGGAAAGACCUUCAUUGUUUUGGCUCAGCUCACUCGUCACCAGAACAUUCAUACUGAAGACAAAUCAUUUGAAUGUAAGCAUUGUGGGAAGAUAUUCAGUUGUGGCUCAUUCCUCUUGCGGCACGAGAGUAUUCAUACCAGUGAGAAACCCUUUGGAUGUAAUGUAUGUGGGAAGGCUUUUCGGCUUCAGAUAUACCUUUCUGAGCAUCAGAAAACUCACACUAAUGAGAAACCUUUCAAGUGUAAGCUCUGUGGGUCAGCCUUCAGACGUAAGGACCAACUUAAUGAACAUCAGAAGAUUCAUACUGAUGUGAAACCCUAUCAGUGCAAGGAAUGUGGAAAAUUAUUUCGCCGAAAAUCAAGUUUCACUGAACAUCAGAGUAUUCACAGUGAAAAGAAGCCCUUCAAGUGUAAGGACUGUGGGAAGGUCUUUAGACUUAAUAUACAUCUCAUGAGACAUCAGAAAUCUCACAGUGGUGAGAGACCUUUUGAGUGCAAAGAAUGUGGAAAGGCUUUUCAUCUUCCCAGCCAGCUUAAUUACCAUAAAACUGUUCAUACAAAUCAAAAACCAUUUGCUUGUGAGGAAUGUGGGAAGUCCUUCAAGCAUGUCUCCAGCCUUGUUGAACAUAGGGUUAUCCAUGCUGCUGUGAAACCAUAUGAAUGUAAUGAGUGUGGAAAAGCUUUUAAUCAUCGCUCAAACCUCAAGCAACAUCAGAAAAUUCAUUCUGGUGAGAGACCUUUUCAGUGUAAGGAAUGUGGGAAGGCCUUCACUGUUUUGGCACAGCUCACCCGGCACCAGAGCAUCCAUACUGGAGAGAAAUCGUUUGAAUGUGAGCAAUGUGGGUCCACUUUCCGACUUAAGUCCCAACUCAAUCAACAUCAGAGAAUUCAUACGGAUGUGAAACCCUAUCAGUGCAAGGAAUGUGGAAAGGGCUUUGUUCGUGGUACAGCCCUUAGGAUUCAUCAGAGAAUCCACACUGGUGAGAAACCGUUUCAAUGUAACAAAUGUGGGGAAGCUUUUCGAUAUCAUUACCAGUUUCUUGGACAUCUUAGAACUCAUACUGGCAAGAAUCUUUCUGAAUGUAAAGAAUUGUGGCGGAGACCUUAAAGUACAUCAAAGAAUUCACACUGAGAGACAUGCACCAAAGAACUCAUGAUAUUCCAGUGGCUUCUUGCCACUUCUGAGGACUUAGGCUGAUUGGCAGAGACUUGUGUUUUCUUCUGGAUAGAACUGCUGAUGCUGAUUCCUGGAUGGUGUUUCCAAGUGGAUCGAGCUACUGCUGCUGAUUCAUGUGAACCGAACUGCUGAUACGCUGACAAUGAAAACUGUAAUCACCCCAAAGAACUAUUUCUAAACAGGUCCACAUCUGUUUUUGCCCUAUUAACCUUUCCUAUUCACUCACUACCUCUGGUGGCUGGGGGACUAGAAGGGAGGUUAAAGUGU